GCAGCACAAACAGCUCUACUGUCGCUUUAAGACUGCCGGCCGUGCAGCGUACAGGAGGAGUGUAGCCUGUGUGUGUGUGUGUGUGUGUGUGUGUGUGUGUGUGUGUGUGUGUGUGUGUGUGUGUGUGCGUGUGUGUACGGGUGUGCGUGUGGCAGUGGGAUGCCUGGGAUCACCGAUCACACUCGAUCCAUCGCAGGAGUGCCGGAGAAAAUCGGGUCGUACCGAGAGUUUAUCACUUUAAUCUGACACUGUGCGGCGAAAGAAAUAAAGAAAGAAGCAAAGAAAGAAAGAAGGAAAGAAAGAAGAGGAAGAAGAAGCAGCGACGUGGACGCGGCGGUGACGGGGACGCGCAUUUAAAAAAAAAAAAAAAAAAAGACGCAGCGGGAAAAUCUCAUGAAAAGCCAUGUGAUUGAGCAGGAUCACCUCCAACUGUGCCUGUGGUCAGGAAAUCAUGGUAUGGAUAGUUGUCUGAGUUUGUACCCAAGAUGGAGACUUGUUCCAGAUCCACUAGGAUGGAAACUCACAAGAAUUACAACACCAUGACCAUGGUCAUAUCUCUGCCAUAGUACAAAAACAAAGGAACAUAUUUGUUCAACAUCUUCUGUAACAGGGAAAUUACCCUGUAAAGUUCAUUUCAUCUUUUGAAUCACUGUGGAUUGAAAACUUAUAUUGUGAAGCAAAAAGCCAUUGGAACUAUUGGUGGAAACUUUUGGAGCAUUUUUCUUCUCUGUUGUGGUGACCAGCCAUAGAAGGGACCAUAUUAUUGAACAUGACUCAUGGGGAAGAGACUGGCCCUGAGACACACCAGGAUUCUGCUGUUCUAACAUAUCUGGAAGGCUUACUCAUGCAUCGGGUAGCAGGAGCACAAAGUGCCACAGCAACACAACAAAGUGAGGCUGAAAAAGGCAAUGAAGAACAGAGAAACAAGGAGACACCAGGGCUUCUAUUGCCCAAGCAUAGUUCUCAGCAGGAACAGGAUAAAACAACCCCCCAGGGAGGGUCAACACAUCAUGUGAAAAAAGCUCGACUGCUUCGCUCUGAAGUCUGGACUGAACAUGAGAACCAAGUGAGACAAAUGUCCAUGCCUUCUCCUGAGCUCAAUGGGAAAAAGCAGGAACACUGUGGUGGCUUGAAUGGUUCACUGCAAUGUAAAGGAGAGAGCACAUUGCUGGCAAGCCUGCUUCAAAAUUUCAGCACAAGACUCCAAAAUGUGGCCCUGUCACAGCAGAUUGAACAAAAUUUGGCACCACAGAAGGCAUCUAGUUCAAGCAGUAAGCCCAAUAAAGAGGACAAUAUACCAGAGCAUGGCAGUGGAUCUGAUGGAUCUGGUCUAUGUUUGGCCGGAAACAGUACAAUGCAGAACAAUACCAGCAGCCAGAUUUACCACCACCGACAGCCCAGCAAGGAAAGAUUAUCAAAGUCUCCAGGAGCACUACAACGCAGUGCUCUGUCUUCCUCAUCAGAAUCGCUCCAUUGCACCGAGCGUCUAAAAGCUGUAGCCAGUCUAGUAAAUAUCAGGUCGAGUCCUGCUCCUUCGCCAAAACCCAGUGUGGCCUGCAGUCAGCUGGCCCUGCUGCUUUCGAGUGAGGCUCACCUGCAGCAGUAUUCCAGAGAACAUGCACUUAAAGCUCAACUAGCUGGGCGAUCUGCCAGUGAAAGGCUUGCAAUCAUUGCCACACAACAAACUCAAGAAAAGAAUCAGCCUACAAUAUCUCAGACAAACCAUGAUGGACUUACUUCUUUACAUACCAAAAAUGGCAUACCUUCUCAAAUGCCAACAAGCUCUAGCAGGCAAAGUCAAAGCCUGCAUACAGGACAAAGUAGGUCAGUGGGUUCAGUGAGGAGAACACAUCCCUUCAGGGAACGCAGACCUUUUGAAAGGCAUGGCAGGCCAUCACAGAACUGCAGCAGUCUGCUCCUUCAACUUCUCAACAGCCACAACACACCACAAAGACUUAAUUCUCAGGAUCACCCGAAGGAGGACACCAACAUCUUUUCAAGUCAAGGUUCUCCAAUGUUCUCAGACAGUGAACACUCAAAUUCCAUAAGUCUACCAAAAGAUAGCAGUGAUGCUGAGAGUACUCGCUCCAGUUGCUCUCCUAUUGACCUCUCUUUGAAGAACAAAUUGAACAAUUCAACACCAUUCUCUUCUUCUUCUUCACCAUCGCUAGACAAGGUCACGGAGUCUCUGAAAACCAGGUGGACAUCAGAGAGUCCAGCAUCAAAAUUCCUUACAGAACCCAAAGAGUUAUACACUUGUUCAGAGAUUAAGCCGCACCACAAGGUUACACUACUGGAAUUGCUCCUUGAUCAAAAACACAUGGAGAAGACAACCAAAGCCCCUGAGAAUCCAGAUUUACAGCCUAAGGUCCAACCUAAGGUCAGCAGUGCAUCAACAAGUAAUCACGCUCUUUUUUAUCCGGGUCAGUGUAAGGAUACAAUAGAGCCUAGUCCUAAUUGUAGAUUGAAUACCAGAAGUCCUAAAUUACUGCCAACAUUUUCCCAAGGCAGAGACUGUAACGUUCGUGCAUCUCCUUACAAAGUGUACAGCUCUCCUCAUACACAGUCAGUACCCUUGGAUCUGUGUAAGAAUAAACCACUUGCAAGUAGUCCAAGUGUCAAAGAAGCAGCUUUCAGUGCUAGUAAACUGUUACAAAAUUUAGCUCAGUGUGGGAAAAAAAGUGCUGCAAGUUCCCCCACACCGAAAGCUCCUCUUCCUCCAGUCAAAAGACAAACUGAAGAGUUUAGAACUUCAAAGUCUUCAACUUUGUUAGAAAAGCUUGCUGUACCAGUUCAGAAAAAUAACACCCCUCAUGUGAAAUCGGUAAACGCUCUUGUGGCAGAAUCUGCACAACAUAAUUCAGAGAUUGAAAAUCUCCUUGAAAGGCGUACAGUCUUACAGCUUCUUUUGGGGAAUAAGUCUCAAAAAGAAAGAGUUGGCAAUAAGCGAAAGGGAGAAUCUGGAAAGCAAGAGAAUUCAAAAUCUCACAAUACGUUGGACAGACCUUCAACAGAUCUUGCGGUCAAAACUGAGCCUGUAGAAAAUGAAAUGUGUAAUGAUGAAAAAGUAUCAAAUCAGUGGCAGAACAAAUUAGCAGAAUCACGUAGGCAGAGUCCCCACACUCUUAAUCAGGGAAGUAUAAAACAAGAGCCAGUUUCCCCAAUAGCUGUCCCCGGAGAUGGUCUUCUUUGUCAUCUCCUGCAUCAGAAGCCCAGAAACCUGAAGCCAAACUUUUUAGAGCACUCAAAUCAGGGAUGCAUUAAAGAGGAACCAGUGGAACAUCACCAUGGACCAACCAUCCCCAAGAAGAGGAAAUUUUCAGUUGACUCAGAAGACCAUAUUAAAGUGACCCAGCAGAGAAUGUGUCAUAGUUCUGGCAACCUAAAGGAUGAUAGCAAUUGCUCAACCUCUGGAAUUCCAGAAUCUCAAGGAUCCAGUGGUCCAUCCAGCCCACCACAGGCAGACAGUCCGCCAGCUAAGUUUCCACCAUGUGAAUCACCGCGUAAUGAAAAUGGGGGAUUCAAUGUCCUGAAGCAGCUACUUCUUUCAGACAACUGUUUGAAGGAACUGUCUCAGUCAAGGGCUCCAUUUAGUUCGCUGGAACGUCCAGUACAAAAUGGGAGUAGAAUCAAAGAACCACGUAACAAUGGUGAUCAUCAAAGCUUUCAGCAGAUCUUGAACCAGGGCAAGCAAACUUCAUCAUCAGUAGGAACAAACAGAGUAGAGUCUCUUACGGAUGUUCAGCAGGAUUCAUCCAGGACAAAACGUGAUGUUCUCUCACGGAGAGACUUGAAAUCAUCAACUGGUUUUGUGAACGGCGAUAAAACACAAGACUGCCGCCUGGAUUCUCCACGGUUGACUAAAGCUAACCCUAUUUUGUAUUAUAUGCUCCAGAGGAGCAAUGCACAUUUGGUUAGGGACAGAGUCGAGCUUGAAGCAAAGUCAGGACCUUGCAGAGUGCAGACUAAGGAGAGAGAUGAGUCUGAGGCCUUUGACCUCAAUGUACACUUGCAACAAAACCCACAUCACAACGGGACUCAUAGCUGUGACUCACCACGGAUCAACGGGUCUCUCAAGAAGUCAUGAAGAAAACUGCUUUGGAAUGAAAAUGUACUUUUCUUCAUCCUUCUUGCUUCUAUGUCUUGCCAUUUUCUUUCUUAAUAUAAAACCUCUUGUCUACUCUCUAUUCUGUAAGAUCAGUGCUUAAUUUCUUGCAAUUUCUUAACCUGUUGAUUGUCAAAUUCAAAAACAAAACAAAAAUACUUAGUAUACUGACUUGAAAUUUUAAACCUGUUGUUAAACUAUAAAAUGUGUGUGACAUGCUAUAUCUAUAUUUCCUAAUCAAACUUCCUCCAUUGGUGAAAUUUGAUAGUUUUGAUAGUUAUGCUGCAGGUUAUACAGGUUAUGUAAUUGUUUUUUUCCAACAACAUCCCUUAGCUUCCCUCAUUUAAUUCAUUCAUUCAUUCAUUCAUUCAUUCAUUCAUUCAUUCAUUCAUUAAUCUUACACAGUACACUUUAUGUAGCCCAUAUUUUCCAUCGGUUCAUCGGUAUAAAAACAUGAUAUAGUAUGUGCAUGAUAUGUGAUUUGUAUCAUUUGGUAUUGGUGAAUUUUUAUUCAUUCAUUUGAUUAAUUUUGGUAUAAAUAUAUAUAUAUAUAUAUAUAAAUAUAUUUUUUAAUAAUAUGUGAAGUGCUUUAUGAAUAAUUUCAGCAUUUCAUUGCACCAAGCCAAGAAUAGAGAGUUCCACAAUACCCUAUAUGACGAUAAAGAAAAUGAUGAUGAAAUUAAAAAAAAACCUUGAUUAGAAAUUAUUUGACAUGUUGCUCAGCUAAACAUGAAGAUGUAUCCUGAUUAUACGAAUAGGUAUCGGCAUCAGCAUGUGCCAUAUAUGUCUAGCAUUAUGCAAUACAGAUGCAUUACAAGAAGACAAAUCAAGCUUGCCGGAGAUGCAGAGAGUGUUCUAGUUAUGUGCAGAAUGUGUGUUGUUUUAAUGGUCGUGUUUUACGGGAGUACUGUGCUACAAAUUGUCUUUCCCCACAUAUGAUAACGUAUAUGAUAAUGACUGGUCUUACAUUUUAUGAAUGGGAAUAUUCUAUAACACAUUAUUUUUGUCCCUCGAUCUUAAAGUCUUGUUAUAAACUAUAUUUAUGUACAUACCGUAAUCUUUAUCUUUAUGAAAGAUGGCUAUUUUAUAUGACUGAAAAAGAGAAACCUUUUAGUUUUGGAAUUUCGUAAAGAGUCCAUGCGGCCGUCACGGCUGUGUGAAUACGUAAAUAAUCCAGAGAAAGUUUUUUUGUUUUGUUUUGUUUUUUUCUUUUUUUUUUCUCCUUUUGGUCCUACUUUUUGCAUGUGUCUCUUGGUAAAAAUAACAAUAAUCUGUUCUGCAACAAUGUUGUGUUAUGUCAGAUAUUCAACAGUCCACAGCUGCCUGUUGCAUGCAGAUGCAUGAGAAGGUUCCUACGUAUUACUGCUCAUGGAGGAAUUCAAGUCUUAAGCAUAACUAUUUUGUCAUGAAGCCUGAUUAUAAAACAAAAAAAAAGAUUUAUUGUCUGUUUAUUCUAAGAAAUAGACUGCUGAGUAAAAUAUCUGAACUUUUGAAAGAGAUGUGCGCAUAUAUAUAUAUAUAUAUAUAUAUAUAUAUAUAUAUAUAUAUAUAUAUAUAUAUAUUUGGUUUUUAUUUUAUUUUAUUUUUUACAAAAGGAAAAACCAAACCGGUAAAACAAUCAAGUCAUGUACAUCAACAGUGCAAUUACGGAUUACUUUAAUGCUAUGAUGAUUUAACUUGGUUUUAAACAACAGAAAAUAAAUGUUUGGACUGCAGCAUAUUGAAUAUUAUUGUGAUAUCAUUUUUAAAUGUAUACAUUUUGGUGUUUACUUGCACAGAUUUUGAAUAAAGUUCCAAAAUGCACAAA
This is a messenger RNA of Tachysurus vachellii, 5912 nucleotides long. RefSeq names its product nuclear receptor interacting protein 1a (gene nrip1a). The record is from RefSeq and is a predicted model, not a curated record. NCBI's taxonomy places the organism in Eukaryota, Metazoa, Chordata, Actinopteri, Siluriformes, Bagridae. Gene Ontology annotation, cellular component: nucleus. Gene Ontology annotation, molecular function: signaling receptor binding; transcription coregulator activity. The transcript is spliced from 2 exons. Bases 770 to 4087 code for a protein of 1105 amino acids. Gene Ontology annotation, biological process: regulation of transcription by RNA polymerase II.